GGCGUGUGUGUUUGUCCCGUUACGCUGUAACUACGCAUCUACAACUUCAAUCUAUUCAUUGUCAUUUGUGAGAGUGAUCUAUUUCAAGAAACAAGCAAGAUGGGCCGCAAGCGUUCAAAAUCUCGAAAGGAAAAAAAACAACGUAAAAAAGAUCAAGUAAAGAAAACACAAGAGACAAGCAAACCCAAGCGUUUGAAAUCACAGAAGAAAAAAUGUCACCUUACAAAUGAGCAGAGAAUGCAAAUACAAGAGAGAAUUCAGAAAAUAAUUGAUACCAAUGCUGCAGUGGUUUCCUAUGAUAGAUAUAAAAAGAAAGAGGCUGCUAAAAACACAGAGACACAUAAAACAGUGAAUGCUGCCCCCAUGGCUGCAUACCCCAUCGCAAUUCAGAAGGCGAGCAACGAAGUAGACUUUGGAAGCUUUACAUCCCCAAAGGCAUCUUUGGAAACUGGGGCAGUUCAAAUGGAAAUGAAGGCUGUUGACAAAGUAGUAAAAAGUAGUGUCUGCACAACUAAUUUACGUACUACAGGAAAUGAGACAACAAGCAACGAUUGUGAUUUGAUUAAAAGUGUCCAUUAUGCUACCACCAAGAAUUUCGUACAAAUUCCAUGCAACAAUGUAUCUUCAGUAAAUACUGCUGACUGUGCUGCUGAUUGUGCUGCUGACUGUGCUGCUGUCUCGACUGAUAGUACCACUCCAGUAAUUCAACAAUCAAACAACAAUAGCAACCAGCAAAGGAACAUGCACCUAACUAAUGCUAGCCCACCAAAACCAACAGCCCAGCAUACUCUAAAUGUUGCAGUAUUGAACAUUUCUGCUCACUGUAUGCCACAACCUGUACAAUCAGAUCAACUUGUUCCCAUUCUUAUUGAUGGAAAGCUUUACUACUUAAGUUCUGGUUUUGGGAAAACUGUUAAUGAAAUCAAAAUUGCAAAGACUGUUUUUAAAGAAUCAACAGCCAAUAAGAAUCCAGAUCAGAAUAGGUUGAACAUUGUUCAAAAAGAAACAACUGCCAAUAAAGAUGCAGAUCAGAGUAGAUUCAAAACUAUUAAACAGAUUUGCAAAGAAAUCAGCAAUGGACAAAGUUUUGUUGGGAUAAAAAAAAACCUUUCUAAUGUUAAUGCUAGCACACUGGCUUCAGAGAAUAUUUCUUGUCAGAAAGACUAUAGCUCUUUUGAAAACAUCAACAUGAAUGCAGGAGUGUUUAGCUUCCAAGGUACAGAGAUCAAGAAAGAAACUCUUGAAGAUAAACAAACUUUGCAUCAGAAACCACAUGGUCAAGAAUUGCCAAGAUUUUUCGACAAAACAUCUAGCUGUACAACUACAGAAGUUACAGAGGAAGAAAUGUGCAAAGAAGUGGAGGAGGAAGAGAUUGAGACAGAGGAGGAAGAGAUUGAGACAGAAGAGGAGAGCACAGAUGAUGAAAUUGAAGAAGAAAUAGAUUAUGAAUGCCAUUGUGGAAAGAUUUUUUAUGAUUUAGCAAAAUAUACAAAGCAUGCUGCUAAAUGUAACAACAAGGAUAGUGAUUUUGAACUUUCAGACAGUAACUCUGAAGCUGAUGUUCCCGAGUACAGUUGCAAUAACUGUGAUGAAGCGUUUCCAAAUUCUGCGGACCUUAAAAAGCAUGAAUCUGAUUGUGCUUGCAUAUCAGAAGAUGAUGAAGAUAAAAUCUCUGUUGAAAAAUCGAAAAAUAGUUUGACAGAAAGGAAAAAGAAGUUUAGAUACACAAUUGGUUGGAUCAACAGCAAAGGAAAAAUUGUGUAUUCAGAGAAAUUUGUAUUAAAAAACGAAAAGAGUUGUGCUGAGUGCAACGAGUCCUUGUUUGGAGAAACCAUUUAUGAAUAUCAUAUGUUAAUGCAUGAAAAUGAUAAAGCUGGGAUAUCUUUUGUGUGCCAAAUAUGUCAAGAAAGUUUUAGUAUUGAAAUGAAACUACAAGUUCAUGAAAACAAAGCACAUGGGGCAAAGCAUAAGCCAUUUCAAUGUAAACAAUGUCAAAGAAAGUUUAAUUCAGUAUCUAGAGCUGAUAUUCACAUGGCAAUACAUGGCAGUGGACAAUAUCCUUAUCAAUGUAAUGACUGUUCCAAAGAAUUCACACGAAAAGAGAAAUUGGCCGCACACAUGGAAGUACACGCCAACGAAAUGUUGGGAAAGACCGUUCCUUGUAAAGAAUGUGAAGGAACUUUUUUGUCUCGGAGAAGACUCAAUGAACACAUUAGAAGAGUACAUAAAAAGUAUCCAUGCGAGACAUGUGGGAAAUUGUUCUCAAGUUACCGACUUAAGGUUCACCUCGAGACUCAUGCCAAGGUCAAGCGUUUUGAGUGUUCUGUGUGCAAAAAGAGGUUUGCACAGAGAAGCAAUCUGAAUUCACAUAUGCGAGUCCACACAGGGAAGAAGCCGUACGAAUGUGAUAUUUGUUCAAAGUCUUUUAAUCAUAAAGUCAGCUUGAAGACACAUAAAAGAAGUGGGCAUGGUAUUGACUGGUGGGCAGAUAAUGGUGUGAAAAAAACAAAGGAAAUUUUAAAAGGAAAGCCUCUUUGGAAACCACUUCACAAGUAAUUUUUUUAAGAACUCAACAGACUGGUUUCCAUAAAUUUGCUACACUGUCGCUAAAAUAAUUUCAUUACAGUUUUUACCAGUGGUAUAUGUACUGUAUGGUAAUACAGUACAUAUACCAGUGGUAUAUGUACUGUAUGGUAAUACCUUGAAUAGAAUCCCAAUGUACUUAACAUUCUUCAGAAAUGCUCUCCCCCGAGUCCCCCUCUUUAGUUUGCAAAAGUACUGUACUUGCAAAAGGACACGAGUUCAGUAAAUUAUGCAUAGGUACCUUGAUAUGUAUUUAUUUAGUUGGCCUACACAUUGCCUCUUUUGAUCAUCAUAUCAUCCUAUAGGCCUAGGCCUAAUUGAAAAAAAAUAAAAUAUUAAUCAUUCAGAAUUUUGAAUUUGGUUGCUUAGAUACAGUUUAUAGGAGCAAUUACAAGUAUUUACCUGAAAAAACAUCCCCUCUUUGGUUUGCAAAAGUAAUCUUGGAAAAGAAACCCAUCCAAGCCUAAGGGGUCCUAAAGAAGCCCAGGGCUUCCAUUCAAGGUUUUACUGUAUUCAUAAUGAUAAUACAUGUAAGCCAUUAACUCUAGCAUUUGAAGUUAAUGUAAUUUAAUGGUUUUAAACUAUAUUACUGUACUGUAUAUUGGAUAUACUGUAAUUGUUGUACCUUGAGCUUAUUCAGUGUUUGGCAUCUUGAUUUGCAGAUAACUUUUGUCCUUUACUUUUUAUUAAUAACUUUUCCCCCCUAUGCAAUUACUGCAGGCAUCCAGGGGUGGAUUGCUAUAAAAUGGUCCUCACUGGUAGUCUUAACUAUUUGAAUAAUGCCGGCUUUAACAUGUAAGCCUGUCUCACAUUAUCGCGACCUAAAAAUGUGACGUACCGACCUAUGGUCGUAUCUGACCAGAAGUAGGACCUGGCGACCAGUACCGACCACUAUAUUUUUUUCAACAUGUUGAAAAAUCGACGACUAUCUCUUCUACACAGGCAAGUUGCUCAUAGCAGCUGUAACACUGGUCGGUCAUGUACUGAUCGCAGUGCAUAUAGGUUGUGAAAGUGUGAGAGUUGCUUUAAACAAUCUUACUAAAGUCACUCUGCUAAGACCACAGUUGGCAAAGUGCAACCCGACAAUUUUUUUGCGGCCCGCGAAAAUGAAUUAAAAGCCCUAUAUGUGUGGCCUGCCAAGCAACAUUGACUAGAAAAAAACCACGUUUUUUACAGCCCGACACCAAUCAUAUGUAAAAAGUAACAUAAGAACUGAGAAUAAAGUGGUGUAAAAGCAGUGCUUGGAGGUUUUUGGAAGCUCAUUAGAAACAUCAAAGUUUGGGUGUGGCCCUCGGUGUUAAAUCAAACAUUCACUUUGGCCCAGCCAACUGAAUUUUGUGCCCACCUUUGGCCAAGACCAUUGCUAUAAAACGGUCUUCGCUUAGACUGCUUUAAUGCAAAUAAGCACUCCCUGAUAACAUAAAAUUGAGGGUGCUGUUAAGCCUGCUCAAAACAUGAAUAUUUAUUAAAAUGAAUGUAAAUAAGCCUAGACCGGUUUUUACAGACGCUGAGAAGCUUGAGAUAUAUUUGUCGGUCGAUUCUUAUUCUUUGACGAUCUUAAGCCUCUUCCAAGUAGGUUUCAAAAUUUAAGACUGCUAACUGGUUAGACUGCGGUAUAGCAAUGGUCUAUAAUCAUGGACGAGUAGUGACGUCAAGAUUAAAGCUGGCUAACUGUUAAGACCGUCUAAAGACUGCUUAUAAUAGAAUCUGCUCCAAGGGAGCUGAAGCCCAAUGGGGGUGGAGUGCGAUUUCUCUGACAAGAACGUGUGGUCAUGGUUGGGCAUUGCUCAAAAUGUCCCGAAAGUGGUUUUAGUGGGGGACAAAGUGAAAACUUAUGGGUUAAUUGAUUCUACUAAAUACUGUAUGUCAAAAAUACAUAUAAUUUUUUUUUCUUCCUGACCUGGAGAAGUGCUCUUUGGGGGGUGCCACCCCUGCACUGAUAAUGUGGUUACACUGCACCAACUAAAUUGCAUGUGACCACUACUAGUUCUCAUCGGUGAUUGUUUGUAACUUAGAAACCUACUGCAUAAAUAUAUCCAAUUGCGAACAGUGCUACACUUUUCUGAAAGCAAAGGUGGUCAGAUAUCCAGAGGGAACAUGUGUUUAUAGUCUUCUGUUGAGGAUGAUUGGAGUUGAUAAUAUUCUUCAUUUUGUGGAUGUUAGAUUUUCGUUGAUAUUAAGAUGUUCCAAGAGAAUGCUGUGGUUUUUUUUUGAGAAAAUAAAGAAUAUUGGUGCCUUCCAGUAAAAAUGGUAAUACAGUAUGUUGCAUAUUAUUGUAUUGUAUAAAAAAAUCAUUCAAUAAAAAAAUAAUCACAAAUUCAGAUUUCAUUUAUUAUUAUAAGGCAAGCGGCCAUAUCUAAAAAAAAAUUCAGAAUUUUGAAUUCGGUUGUCUAGAUACAGUUUUAUAGAAGCAAUUCCAAGUAUUUACCCGAAAAAAACCCCCUCUUUGGUUUGCAAAGUAGUCUUGGAAAAGAAACCCAUCCAAGUCUAAGGGGGUCCUAAAGAAGAAGCCCAGGUCUUCCAUUCUAGGU
This is a messenger RNA of Anneissia japonica, 5114 nucleotides long. Its product is annotated as zinc finger protein 271-like. NCBI's taxonomy places the organism in Eukaryota, Metazoa, Echinodermata, Crinoidea, Comatulida, Comatulidae. The transcript is spliced from 4 exons. The coding region runs from base 100 to 2556 and encodes 818 amino acids. The record is from RefSeq and is a predicted model, not a curated record.